This is a messenger RNA of Ostrinia furnacalis (Asian corn borer), 1270 nucleotides long. It is a transcript of the gene Ns4, whose product is annotated as Nucleostemin 4. Gene Ontology annotation, molecular function: GTPase activity. The transcript has 8 exons. Lineage: Eukaryota; Metazoa; Arthropoda; Insecta; Lepidoptera; Crambidae. The record is from RefSeq and is a predicted model, not a curated record. Bases 296 to 1270 code for a protein of 324 amino acids.
CACAACGAUUACAAAAGCAGUAUAUUUUAACUAAGGGAACACAAAUUUUGACAGCUGACUACAGUGUACAUGUUCAAAACUAUUUUAAACUCUAUUGCUAAAGCAAUAAAGACUAAUAACGUUCACGAUAAAUCUAGAAAGUAAAUGAAUUUGACAAUUCGGUUUUUCUGUCUUUUUGUCAUAGUUUCGAAUGCGACAAAAACUUAGUUUUUUGGAAAAUUACAGGUAAAAAUCAAUUUUUUACUGAAAAUUCGUGCAAGAACAAGAUUAAUACGGCAUAAGACAGUUUUCAAGGAUGCCGCAAGCCCGUAGGAAAACGCCGUUUAGCGGCAAGGCGAAGAAACAGCAGCUACAAGCAAAGAAGAACAAAACUUUGCUGCUAUCCACAUCGUCCGGCACAAGCACCUGCGAGGUGGUCUCCGUGAACUACCAGCCUCGCAACCGCGGUGGCAGGGGAGACUCCAACCGUUAUGCCCUCAAGUUCUACCGGGAGACCGAUGAAGAAUUGUUUCUGAAGAAAGAGGAUGCUGCCAAGGCCCUCAACCCGGUCCCGGAAAAGGAACUAGAAGUUGACCCGACGGACUUCUUUCCCUCCGACCUGUCGUUCCCGAAGCGGCCGGCAUGGGACUUCAGCAUGAGCCCUGCUCAGCUGGACGCGCAGGAACAGAGGUAUUUCAAGAACUACGUAGACCAGCUGCAAGCCUCCGAGCACUGGAAGGACAUAUCCUACUUCGAAUUAAACUUGGAAACGUGGCGGCAGCUGUGGCGAGUGCUGGAGAUGUGUGACGUACUACUGCUGAUUGUGGACGUUAGAUAUGCUGGCAUGAUGUUCCCUCCAUCACUAUACCACUACGUGGUCACGGAACAGAAGAAGAACAUGAUAGUGGUGUUGAACAAGAUAGAUCUGGUCCCAGCUUCCGUGGUGGCCGCCUGGCAUGACCACCUGACCACAACCUGUCCCGGGUUACGGGUGGUGUAUUUUACCUCUUGUCCCGGGUAUAACUUGAGGGGCGCUAGCAGCGACAAAGCAGGGCUGCAAGUGCGCCGCCGUAAAGGCCGCCAACAAAUGUGCGUAGAAGGAGCCACUAAAAUCUUGGAAGCGUGCAAAGACAUCGUUGGCUCUGACGUGGACUUAUCUUCUUGGGAUAAGAAGAUCAAAGAAGAAGCUGAAAUUGAGACGGAAGAUGAUGAGCAGACUGAAGUUGAUAGUCUAGAGCCUGAGCCUGAGAAAGGACAUAGGCUACUUUUUAUUGCUAAAAAGGGGUUGUAA